This is a messenger RNA of Drosophila ficusphila, 2692 nucleotides long. It is a transcript of the gene bdl, whose product is annotated as protein borderless. The transcript is spliced from 6 exons. Bases 327 to 2486 code for a protein of 719 amino acids. The record is from RefSeq and is a predicted model, not a curated record. Gene Ontology annotation, molecular function: protein binding. Lineage: Eukaryota; Metazoa; Arthropoda; Insecta; Diptera; Drosophilidae.
CGCGAUUUGGUCUUGGCUUUCAGUAGCGCUUCUCCAGCCGCUCUGUUUAGUUCGCAGUCCGCGGUCCACCGACAGAAUACCAUACCCAUACCCCUACCCAUACCCAUCCGAUACCUAAACGGAACUGCGCACAAACUUAUAGUACUCAACGGAUCGGAUUUCGUGCGCCGCCUUAGAAAAUCCGAAUUCCGCGGGAGAGCUUCGCUCGUUUGGGGCCAAUUGACCUGGAUUUGGGCUGGGUAUUAAUUUGAUUUUGCGCGGAAUCAUCGCGGAAACGUUAUGCAAGACACCGCGCGCGAGUGACCGAGUGCAGUUCAACCGUCGAGAUGCCCAAUAAAAUGCCAGUGCAACGCAGCAGAACAUUCCGGCAAUGCCAGUCGCUGUCCGCCUUUUUGGCGCUCUUAAUGAGCGUAUCCUGUGCCAGCGGCGUCCGCGAUCACCGCCGGCAGACCAACCUGGAGGCCAAAGUCGGCUCCCACGUGGUCUUCAACUGCUACAUCGACUUUCCCUAUGACGCUCCCAUCCCGUACCUGGUGCACUGGAGCAAGGAUAGCAAGAAGAUCUUCACGUGGUACGAGCAGGAGACCUCCACCAACGAGCUCUUCAACGGAAGGCUGCACCUGGUGGAGAACCACCCGGAGUUCGGGAGGGCCUCCGUGAACCUGACCGCCAUCCGGGAGUCGGACCAGGGCUGGUACCACUGCCAGGUGAGCUUCCCGAACCGCUCGCCCUCGGUGCGCAACAACGGCACCGCCUACCACCUGGCGGUGCAGGGGGGCUCGCUCAUCCGCAUCCCGCCGGUCAACCAGACCAUCCAGGAGGGCCAGACCGCCUUCUUCCACUGCGUGAUGAAGUACCCGGACAACUCGCAGGCCGCCUGGUACAAGGACGGCGUGCUGCUGCAGGAGGUGCAGGACCUGGUGCGGCGCUCCUACAUGGGCCCCGACGGCAGCCUCAGCAUCGACCCCACCAUGAUGAGCGACCUGGGCGAGUACGAGUGCAAGGUGCGCAACAGCGAGGGCGAGCUGCAGACGGCGAAGGCCUUUCUCAACAUACAAUAUAAGGCCAAGGUGAUCUACGCCCCGCCGGAGGUGUACCUGCCCUACGGCCAGCCCGCCGUGCUCGACUGCCACUUCCGGGCGAACCCGCCGCUGAAGAACCUGCGCUGGGAGAAGGACGGCCUCCUGUUCGACUCGUACAACGUGCCCGGGGUCUUCUACAAGAUGAACGGCAGCCUGUUCUUCGCGAAGGUGGAUGAGAACCACGCCGGCAGCUACACCUGCACGCCCUACAACGACCUCGGAACGGACGGACCCUCGCCAGUCAUCAGCGUGAUUGUGCUCCGCCCGCCCAUCUUCAGCGUCACGCCCAAGGCCAUUUACAUCCAGAAGCUGGGCGAGGCGGCCGAGCUGCCCUGCGAAGCCAUCGACCGGGACGGAAACAAUCGGCCCUCCAUUGUGUGGAGCAGGAAAGACGGACAGCCCCUGCCGGCGGACAGGUUCAGUCUCAGCGGCGGCAACCUGACCAUCACGGGCCUCGUGGAAGGGGACCGCGGGAUGUACGAGUGCUCGGCCACCAACGAGGCGGCCACCAUCACGGCGGAGGCCGAGCUCAUGAUUGAGAACGUCGCCCCACGCGCGCCGUACAACCUCACGGCCAACAGCACGGAGACCUGCAUCACCAUCCGCUGGCAGCCAGGUUACCUGCGCCCCAACCUGGAGUACACGGUGUGGUACCGACUCAUGGAGGCCCCCGAGUGGCGGACGCUGCGAGUGCUGGACAGGAAGGUGAUGGAGGCCACCGUGCAGCACCUGCAGCCGGGGAAGGAGUACGAGUUCAUGGUGCUCAGCCAGGACAAGUACGGCGACGGGAUGUUCAGCAAGCAGUUCCGCUUCCAAACGCAGCCCUCGCCCAUCAGAGCGGACGACUUCGACGCCCAGCAGCUGCAACACGACCUGGGCCAGGGGACCGCGCCCGCCGGGGGUCUGGGGGCGCCCUGGAACCUCACUGCCAUUAGCAACCAGCAGGGCUGGCUGCUCCACUGGGAGCACCCGACCCAGGGACUGGAGGGCCUGCGGCUGUACGCGGUGCGCUGGUGGAAGGAGCCGGAGCACUUCCUCAUCGGGCACGCGGAGACCUUCGACAACUUCUACCAGCUGCGGCACCUCAAGGAGGACACCCUGUUCAAGGUGCAGGUCCUGGCGGUGGGGACCGACAGCCAGCGCUCAGUGCCCAGCCACGAGCUGCUCAUCGACGUGCCCUCGCAGCGCAAGGUGCGUGCCCUGAUCAUCGGCAGCUCCGUGGGCGUGCUCUUCCUGCUCUGCGCCCUCUGCGCUUUUUUAUACGUGAAGCGGAGCUGCCUCAGGCACCUGUUCGCCAAGGAUAGCUCCGCGGGCGAGGACGAGGACACGGCGGAGAGCGGCGACUGCGACAGCGACGAGCAGGAGCGGGACCGGGACAGCGUCAAGAUCCACCAGUCCGCCUGAGGGUUGCUCCAGAUCCGCUGGCAAUUUGGGGGCGAGCAGGGAGGCCAGUGAAAUCAUUUGAGGAGGGAGGUUGUUCAACACGCACCACUCGCUCCGCGGGAAUUCGACUUUAAUAUACUUCUAGCUGCUAUCUGUACCAUAAAGUCUACUAACUGUAACGCUUAACUAACCGAGUUUCAGAUCCAAAUAAACCAAACAUCAUAAUC